CCCUCCUUCCUCUUCGCCGUUCCAGACAUGUUCGCCUCUACGCUCAAGGCUACCCUUAUUGCUUCUCUCGCUGGUUACGCCAGUGCUUUCAGCAUCACUAGUCCCGGCGGAGACAGCCUCUGGUGGGUGGCUCAGUCCCAAAAUACCCUCAUAUGGACUUGUAACGACAACGCGCCCGCGACGACCUUCCAAGUCCUUCUUGCCAAUGGCGACCCUACGAUCCUUACGGCUCCCAUGGCCAUCAUCGCCUCUGUCCAGAAUGCCGACUGCUCUCAUACCAUCACCCAGCAGCAGGCGGCUCUCACUCCGGCCACGAACUACACCAUCCUUUUGGCCAACAUCGUGAACUCAACUGAUAUCUAUGCCACGUCUGCGCCCUUCGAAGUCAAAGCUGCCGGAUCGACCUUCCCCGCCGCAUCUGCGACCCCCACCGGCAGCAGCUCCGCCACCUCUGGCUCCAGUCCCGGGACUGCCACCAGCUCAGGCUCGAGCUCGAGCAGCACCACCUCUUCGAGCGGAGCGGCUGGCAUGGUCUUGGGCGAGUCCGGCAGGGGCAUGUGGGCUGCUGCUGCUCUCGGCGUUGUCGGUGGUAUCUUCGCGUUGUUGUAAGGAAACGGACCCGUGGGACAGGUUCGGCGACUUGCUGUUGCAGAGUUGGACAUUUGCCGAUAUUCCGAGGGACUUGUUCUUUUCCCUUGUUGAGCGUCGUGCUGCGUUGUUCUCUUUUUUGAACUUUCUUUGGUAAUCUGUGUCGUCUGUUUGCUUUUCUUGCUGUUCUUGCUGUCGGUUGGGUCCUCGGUCGUUCUUGUCUGCAUCUCGUGGACUUUCUUUUUUUUUUUUGACUCUCUUGGCCACGCAUUUCGUGCGGUGUCCUACAAUACCUGGGUUUCGUACUUACUACUUACUCACCCGUCGCUCUUUUGAAAUAAUCCGCUCUUUUCGUCGCGUCUGC
This is a messenger RNA of Stereum hirsutum FP-91666 SS1, 952 nucleotides long. RefSeq lists its product as uncharacterized. The transcript is spliced from 4 exons. Bases 28 to 609 code for a protein of 193 amino acids. The record is from RefSeq and is a predicted model, not a curated record. Lineage: Eukaryota; Fungi; Basidiomycota; Agaricomycetes; Russulales; Stereaceae.